GCCGCUGAAUUUUGUGGCGCUCUGAAGCCACUUCCUGGUCGACAACGCGGUGGCCGAAAUCGUUGCUGGCAUCUUGGUACAUUAUUUAGUGCCGAGUUGGCUUGCUCGAGCAGGGUACUGAAAGUGCUACAGUGACAAAGAUCUUUUUUCGGCCUUGACCGCCUCACAAAAUUGCUCCAAAUCGACUUUAUGGGCGAGGGCAUGACUUUAGUUGGCACAGAUCUUGGCCGAAGGACUUUGUCGAAGCGCCGACUAUUCACUCUGCCGUCCUCUUGCCCUUGUUAUGUUGUUUUUUGACUACUAGGGUGGACUAGCAAAAGCAGAAAACACAGCGAGAAGUCAAAUCUCAAAAGAGUUCAAAACCCAAACAGGGACAAUGGCUUCCAACUCCGACGUGCAGUAUGUUGCGUACCUCAAGGCCAAGUUUAAUCUCGAAGACGCCGAUCUCUUGCAGGUGAUAUCGUUGUCCCAGAGAAGUGACCCUAGACCGGAAGGAGGCGGCGAUGAGGAGGAAGUAGUAGAAGAGGAGGAGGAGGAAGAAGAAGAAGUGAUUGAAGAAGAGACCUAUGAAGAGGAGUUGAAGACGCCAGUUAAUCGCUUAGAUUCGAGUGGGUACGAGGAAGUCAUAGAGGACGGCUAUGAAGAGGAAGAGUAUAUGGAUGUUAGCAUGGAAGAACAUGUCGUGGACGAAGAUGGGGAAGCCAAGGCAUUGACACCUGUUCCGGCGCCACUUCCACUGCUGGCACCAUCGCCGGACCCCCCGGAUGAUGAACUUCCUGCAUUGGAAGCUCCUCCUCCUGAAUCAGAUGCCUUGGUAGUAGCCCCUGCACCAGGGUCUCAGGAAAUUGUAGAGGCCGCAACUCCUGCUGGAGCCUUGGCAGCUACUGCCGAUGCCAUGGUUGAAUAUGAAGAAGCUCCUGAAGAUGAGCAGCAGGAGUAUGCCCAGUCAGUAAGGAUGCCAGAAACGGUUGCAUCCGACCCUAAACCUAAGUUUCCGGGAUCAGUGGUAGAAUCUGUGGCACAGGUGAAGGAGGAGCCCCCAGCUGACGAACAAGUCGAAGCGAUAGAACAACAAAAGGUUCAAGAGGAUGUCCUGGCUAUUCAGAACCAAGAGAAUGCGUUAGCCAUUGAAGCUGAACCAGAGGAGGUGGAUCCUAACGCUCUUGCAAUCGUUCCGGCCAAGCCAACAACAAUGGUGCCGGCAGAUGAAGAGGCAGGGAUGAAAGAUGCCGCUCCACCGUUGCUGGAGGAUAGGGAUGACGAGAAGGAAGGCAACACCACGCUGGUCGCCGUGGCUGCCAUCUGUGUCCUAUUGCUAAUUGGUAUUGCGGUCGUUCUGAUCCUCAUUUUUGUAACGGGGACAAUUCCCAAGUUCUGGGAAGAAAACUCGCCGGUGGUGAUGUCGCCCUACCAGACUGACUGCAAUUUUGAAGGGCAAGCACAACCUAAUGUCGUUUCUCAAUGCAACUGCAAUAGUCAGGUGACAACAGUGGCAGACUAUACGCGUUCGAGAUAUGAAACACUCAGCACAGAGUUCAUUGUUCCAAACGUCUAUUCGAGUUGGAGCUUCCCCAUUGAAUCAUGCGAGCCGGAGAAUCAGGCCUUGCUUUGGCUGUCUACGGGACCAGCAAUCACUGACAAUUUGGUCUUGACGCAGCGAUUCACUCUGGCCCUCUUUCACUAUUCAACGACUGGCACUGGCUGGAGAACGACGACCAACUGGAUGUCAGACACUUCUGAAUGCAACUGGUUUGGCGUAACAUGCUCAGGCUCAAAUCUUCAACAGAUUGAGCUGGUUCAAAACGGAGUCAACGGAGCGAUCCCUAGCGAGCUCGGCCUCAUGACUCAGCUUAGCACCCUUUCGCUUGACCAAAAUACCGUCAAAACGCCAAUCCCAUCCAACCUUUUCUCCUUGGCAUCUUUGCGAACGCUGACUCUGGGAAUGAACCAGCUCACAGGAAGCAUACCUACAACGAUUGGGCUGGCUACCGGACUCGAGAAUUUGCGAUUGAAUUCCAAUCUAUUCCGGGGUACCAUCCCUACAGAGUUGAAUUUGCUGACCAGACUUCAGUCCCUGAGCCUAGAGGCAAACAACGAUUUGACGGGACGCAUCGCUACGGAAUACGGUCGUUUCACGAAUCUUCAAUCCUUGUCGUUGUCCAACACCAAGAUACGGGCCGUAAUCCCAUCCGAGUAUGGAAGUCUGGUCAACCUGCAAGAGAUCAGGAUUGCCAACACUCGUGUUGGUGGGCGAAUCCCAAUUCAGUUUGGACAGCUGUCCAGACUCACCAUUGUUGACUUUACAGGAAGCAGAUUUCGCAAGGGAGUGCCAACCACCUUUGGUAAUCUUAGUGAUUUGUCCGCUCUUAUGCUGGGUAACAACGAGCUCGAAGGUUUGAUCCCCUCUGAGCUUGGAACCCUGAACCAACUACGAUCCUUGGAACUUCAUAACAAUACCUUCUUCGGAGCUCUUCCAAGCGAGCUGGGAAAUCUUGCAUCGCUCGAUACAUUGACCAUACAAGGCAACCCCGAACUAACGGGUCACCCCCCAGAUCAGAUUUGCUUGCUAAGUCAACAAGCCUCCUUGGCGAACUUUACGGUUGACUGUCCAACCCGAGACUUUGGGGUAGUGUGUCCCAUACCAACCUGUUGUUCUGCUUGUGUCGGCAUUCAAAAGGAUGACACAGCGGCACCAGAACCAGUGCCAUAGCACGGCAGCUAUAGCUGUUGCGAUACCGACAACGGCGGUGUAUUAUAACAACUUGUUGUGGUGACAGUAGAAAGAAUCGGAAGCAUAUAGUAUUCAUUUUCCAUGAUCUUGCGAUGGAGUUGAUGUGCUACCGUAUCCAUGCAGACUACUACCAGUAGCUAGGAGUCGCU
This is a messenger RNA of Seminavis robusta, 2880 nucleotides long. Lineage: Eukaryota; Bacillariophyta; Bacillariophyceae; Naviculales; Naviculaceae. The record is from the annotation of a GenBank genome assembly.